AUGUCCCUUUUAGGUAUUGGACUUGGUGUGCUGGUACGGGAAUAUGGAAAACUCUCUAACUUGGAUAAAUUCUACUUUUCCUUUCCUGGGGAAGUGCUGAUGAGAAUGCUCAAACUCAUCAUUCUGCCGUUAAUAAUAUCAAGUAUGAUCACAGGUGUUGCUGCUUUGGAUUCUGGUGUUUCUGGCAAGAUUGGCUUGCGAGCAGUCGUGUAUUAUUUCUGCACUACGGUCAUUGCUGUCAUACUAGGGAUUGUCUUAGUCGUGACCAUUAAACCUGGAAUGCCCCAAACAGUAAAUGAGAUUGACAGAGUGGGCAGUACCCCAGAAGUCAGUACUGUUGAUGCCAUGCUGGAUCUGAUCAGGAAUAUGUUCCCAGAAAACCUUGUUCAGGCCUGUUUUCAACAGUAUAAAACCAAGCGUGAAAAAGUUGAAGUUCAAACUCCUGUGGAUAAAAAUAGCUCCAUAUUUCCAGAAGAACCUGCUACAACUGCUACAGCAGCAGAGGCUUCAGAGAACAAAACCCAAGAAUACAAAAUUGUGGGCAUGUAUUCCAACGGCAUUAAUGUGCUGGGGUUGAUCGUCUUUUGUCUUGUUUUUGGAAUCGUUAUUGGGAAAAUGGGAGAGAAAGGACAAGUGCUGGUGGAUUUCUUCAAUGCACUGAAUGAAGCUACAAUGAGAAUAGUUCAGAUAGUUAUGUGGUAUAUGCCGUUUGGUAUCGUAUUUUUAAUUGCUGGGAAGAUAAUAGAAGUUGAGGACUGGGAAAUCUUUCGUAAAUUGGGUCUUUAUAUGGCUACAGUACUAAGUGGACUUGGAACACAAGUCAAAUUUUUAAAGACUGCAAAAGUUGAUGUUUACCAAGAGACU
Acanthisitta chloris (rifleman) is the source of this 864-nucleotide messenger RNA. RefSeq names its product excitatory amino acid transporter 3-like. Gene Ontology annotation, biological process: L-glutamate transmembrane transport. Gene Ontology annotation, molecular function: L-glutamate transmembrane transporter activity; L-cysteine transmembrane transporter activity; glutamate:sodium symporter activity. The record is from RefSeq and is a predicted model, not a curated record. The transcript has 8 exons. NCBI's taxonomy places the organism in Eukaryota, Metazoa, Chordata, Aves, Passeriformes, Acanthisittidae. The annotation marks the transcript as partial. Gene Ontology annotation, cellular component: plasma membrane.